Equus caballus (horse) is the source of this 1027-nucleotide messenger RNA. NCBI's taxonomy places the organism in Eukaryota, Metazoa, Chordata, Mammalia, Perissodactyla, Equidae. The record is from RefSeq and is a predicted model, not a curated record.
GGGAUGUCUUUGUUCAGGUUCCAGUACUGACUUUUUAUGGCACUGCUCUCAUCAGGUAGAAUCACUCUCGACUUGGAGCAAGGCAAAGAUGAAAAAUCACACGGCGGUAACAACGUUCAUCCUGUUGGGAUUGACAGAUGAUCCAAAACUACAAAUUCUGCUUUUUGUAUUUUUGUUUCUCACCUACGUGUUGAGUGUGGCUGGAAACCUCAUCAUUAUCACCCUCACACUUUUGGAUUCCCAUCUUAAAACUCCCAUGUAUUUUUUCCUCCGAAAUUUCUCUUUCUUAGAAGUCUCGUUCACCACUGUCUGUAUUCCCAGAUUCCUGUAUACUAUCACAACUGGAGAUAAUACUAUUACCUAUAAUGCUUGUGUUACUCAAUUAUUUUUUGUUGUCCUCUUUGGAGCAACAGAAUUUUUUCUCCUUGCCGCCAUGUCCUACGAUCGCUGUGUGGCCAUUUGUAAGCCCCUGCAUUACACGACCAUCAUGAACACCAGAGACUGCGCUACACUUGUUCUCUCCUGUUGGUUUGCUGGCCUGUUGAUCAUCCUCCCACCUCUUGGCCUGGGCCUCCAGCUGGAAUUCUGUGACUCUAACAUAAUCGAUCAUUUUGUCUGUGAUGCAUCUCCUGUUUUACAGAUAACCUGCUCAGACACAGUGUUAAUAGAGAGAGUUAUUCUGAGUUUUGCUGUGCUGACACUCAUUACUACUUUAGUGUGUGUAGUCCUCUCCUACACAUACAUCAUCAAGACCAUUCUAAGAUUUCCCUCUGCCCAACAGAGGAAAAAGGCCUUUUCCACCUGUUCUUCCCACGUGAUUGUGGUUUCUGUCACCUAUGGCACCUGCAUCUUUGUCUACAUCAAACCCUCAGCAAGGGAAGGAGUGGCCAUCAAUAAAGUGGUGUCUGUGCUUGCUACUUCAGUCGCCCCUGUGCUUAAUCCGUUCAUUUAUACACUUCGAAACAGGCAAGCGAAAGAUGCCUUUAAAGAUACAGUAAAAAGAAUUGUAUUUCUCACAAAGAAGUGA